CCCCAGUGUCCCCCACAAACCCCAGCUUCCUGCUGCCCCCCACCCUGAUCCCAACACCAAGGGGACCCCAACCCUAAUUUCCAGGGGACCCAGGCUCCCUGCUCCUCAGUGGGGCAGUCCCACAUCCCUCUGCCCCCAGGGGAUUCAGGGAGGAGCCCCUCAGGGAGCACAGAGGGGAUCCAGGCAUCCUGGCCCCUGCCCCCAUCGUCCCUCCAAGGGGACCCGGGCACCCAAUGCCCCCCCGCUGCAGGAAGGACCCAGGGUAAGGUCACCUUGGGGCGGUUCCCGGGGCUAUAAGGGGAGGUCGGGAGCAGACUGGGAGCCACUGGGAGCUGCUGGGAGCCACUGGGAGCCACCAUGGGGAAGGAGGAGAGCUACGAGCUGGGACCGCGGGGCCCGGCCCCCCCCAAAGCAUCAAAGGGCCGCGGCCGCCGCAAGCAGGAGCGGCUGGAGGACAUGAAGAAGGAGAUGGAUGUGGAUGACCACAAGCUCGAACUGCCCGACCUGGAGGCAAAGUACAGCACCAGCAUCACCAAGGGCCUGGUGGGGGCAGUGGCGGCUGAGCGGCUGCUGCGGGACGGCCCCAAUGAGCUGCGCCCCCCUCGGGGGACCCCUGAGUGCGUCAAGUUUGGGCGGCAGCUGGCUGGGGGACUCCAGUGCCUGAUGUGGGUGGCAGCGGCCAUUUGUCUCAUUGCCUACGGCGUGCAGGAGGGGCAGGGUGAUCGCGGCAGUGCUGACAACCUUUACCUUGCCAUCGCCCUCAUUGCUGUUGUCGUCGUCACUGGCUGCUUUGGCUACUACCAGGAGUUCAAGAGCACCAACAUCAUUGCCAGCUUCAAGAACCUCGUCCCCCAGCAAGCCACAGUGAUCCGGGAAGGGGACAAGCUGCAGAUCAAUGCCAACGAGCUGGUGGUCGGGGACCUGGUGGAGAUCAAAGGCGGGGAUCGAGUGCCUGCAGACAUCCGCAUAAUCUCAGCCCAGGGCUGCAAGGUGGACAACUCGUCGCUGACAGGGGAGUCUGAGCCGCAGACACGGUCACCCGACUGCACCCAUGACUCACCCCUGGAGACCCGCAACAUUGCCUUCUUCUCCACCAUGUGCCUGGAAGGGACUGCCACGGGGCUGGUGAUCAACACAGGUGACCGGACCAUCAUCGGGCGCAUCGCCAGCCUGGCCUCAGGUGUGGAGAACGAGAAGACGCCCAUUGCCAUCGAGAUCGAGCACUUCGUUGACAUCAUCGCCGGCCUCGCCAUCUUCUUUGGCGCCACCUUCUUUGUGGUGGCCAUGGUCAUCGGAUACCCCUUCCUCCGUGCUAUGGUCUUCUUCAUGGCCAUCGUCGUGGCCUAUGUCCCUGAGGGGCUGCUGGCCACUGUCACAGUUUGCCUCUCACUGACGGCGAAGCGGCUGGCACGGAAGAACUGCGUGGUGAAGAACCUGGAGGCAGUGGAGACGCUGGGCUCCACCUCAGUGAUCUGCUCUGACAAGACUGGGACCCUCACUCAGAACCGCAUGACGGUGGCACACCUCUGGUUCGACAACCAGAUCCACACGGCCGACACUACCGAGGACCAGUCGGGUCAGAGCUUUGACCAGUCAUCGGAGACGUGGACGCUGCUGAGCCGCAUCGUCACCCUCUGCAACAGGGCCCAGUUCAAGUCUGGCCAGGAGAACGUUCCUGUGGCUAAGCGCGAGGUCAUUGGUGAUGCCUCCGAGACGGCGCUGCUGAAAUUCGCCGAGGUGACAGUGGGAACGGUGUCAGAGGCACGGGGACACUUCCCCAAGGUGGCCGAGCUGCCCUUCAACUCCACCAACAAGUUCCAGCUCUCAGUGCACGCGGCAGGGGACCGCCAGCUGCUGGUGCUGAAGGGGGCCCCCGAGCGGGUGCUGGAGCGCUGCAGCACCGUCAUGAUAAAGGGGCAGGAGCUGCCGCUCGACACCCAGUGGCGGGAGGCCUUCGAGGGGGCCUAUGCUGACCUGGGGGGCCGCGGGGAGCGUGUCCUGGGAUUCUGUGCGCGCUGGCUGCCCGCAGGGACAGUGGCAGCAGGGACAGACCCUGAGGCACUUCCUGAGGUGGCCGUGGGCCUCUGCUUCGCUGGGCUGGUGGCCAUGAUUGAUCCCCCGCGGGCCACCGUGCCCCGCGCUGUGCUCAAGUGCCGCACGGCUGGCAUCAGGGUGAUCAUGGUGACCGGUGACCACCCCAUCACGGCCAAGGCCAUCGCUGCCGCUGUCGGCAUCAUCUCAGAGGGUAGCGAGACCCCCGAGGAUGUGGCAGCGCGGCUGCGGGUGCCCCUGGAGCAGGUGGACCCCAGGCAGGCGCGGGCACGAGUGGUGACAGGGGCUGAGCUGGCUGGCAUGGCCCCGGGCGUCCUCGAGGGGAUCCUGCGCGCUCACCCGGAGAUGGUCUUCGCCCGGACGUCACCGCAGCAGAAACUUGUCAUCGUAGAGAGCUGCCAGCGGCUGGGCGCCAUCGUGGCGGUGACAGGGGAUGGGGUGAACGACUCCCCAGCACUGAAGCGCGCUGACAUCGGGGUGGCCAUGGGCAUCGCCGGCUCCGAUGCCGCCAAGAACGCAGCUGACAUGAUCCUGCUGGAUGACAACUUUGCCUCCAUCGUCACUGGUGUGGAGCAAGGUGGGAUGCUGGGAGAGGGACACAAAAAUCGGGGGGGGGGGGGGAGGGCCCGGGCUGGCGGGGGAGCAGCCUGGACCCCCCUGGAGGUAGGGGGGUGGUGUGUGUGGGGGGACACGGACAGCGUGCCCACCGUCCCUGCAGGCGCCAUCCAGUCGUUCGCUGGCUUCACCGACUACUUCGUGGCCAUGGCACAGGAGGGCUGGUGGCCGCUGCUCUGCCUGGGGCUGCGCCCGCGCUGGGAGGACACACACGAGCAGGAGCUGCAGGACAGCUAUGGGCAGCAGUGGACCUUCGAGCAGCGCCGCUACCAGCAGUACACGUGCUACACCGUCUUCUUCAUCAGCAUCGAGAUGUGCCAGAUCGCCGAUGUCCUCAUCCGCAAGACCCGGCGCCUCUCCCUGCUGCAGCAGGGCCUCUUCCGGAACCACAUCCUGGUGAUCGCCAUCGUCUUCCAGGUGUCCAUCGGCUGCUUCCUCUGCUACUGCCCCGGGAUGCCCAACAUCUUCAACUUCAUGCCCAUCCGGUUCCAGUGGUGGUUUGUGCCUAUGCCCUUCGGCCUCCUCAUCCUCAUCUACGAUGAGAUCCGCAAGCUGGGCGUGCGGCGGCACCCAGGGAGCUGGUGGGACCGUGAGCUCUACUACUGAGGCUGCCACCCUACAAGGGGCACGGGGGCAUCCGUGUCCCCCCCCCCAGGACACUCGGACCCCCCCC
Oxyura jamaicensis (ruddy duck) is the source of this 3340-nucleotide messenger RNA. RefSeq names its product ATPase H+/K+ transporting subunit alpha (gene ATP4A). Gene Ontology annotation, biological process: proton transmembrane transport; potassium ion import across plasma membrane; intracellular sodium ion homeostasis. The transcript has 20 exons. The record is from RefSeq and is a predicted model, not a curated record. Gene Ontology annotation, cellular component: membrane. NCBI's taxonomy places the organism in Eukaryota, Metazoa, Chordata, Aves, Anseriformes, Anatidae. The coding region runs from base 358 to 3273 and encodes 971 amino acids. Gene Ontology annotation, molecular function: ATP binding; ATP hydrolysis activity; P-type sodium:potassium-exchanging transporter activity.